This is a messenger RNA of Botrytis porri, 465 nucleotides long. RefSeq lists its product as uncharacterized. Bases 1 to 465 code for a protein of 154 amino acids. NCBI's taxonomy places the organism in Eukaryota, Fungi, Ascomycota, Leotiomycetes, Helotiales, Sclerotiniaceae. The record is from RefSeq and is a predicted model, not a curated record. The transcript is spliced from 3 exons.
AUGAUGAAAUCUUCGGAGCUUUGGUCGGUUGGAAUUGGUCCAUCUGGGAAGAGGCUAAUAUGUGAAGAAUCGACGGGAUUGCCACCUGGGUUCUGUGAUGCACUGCUGAUCUGGGCUGAAGGUAAAAGAAAAGACGCCUGCCAGAUAUCCGGUGUAUAUAAUUCAGCUUUACGGAUUAAAGGGAAUCAGUUUGCAAUAAUUCCUCCUCACUGGUAUCACUUAUCUGCGGCAGAACGUGAUAGUCAAGCAAGGCGCGUCACCCCAUCGAAACAUCAAACACCACAUUGCAGGGAGAAACAACACCCCAUAAUUUGCCAACCGCAUGUCAAGGAAGUUGCGACAAUAAAGAGGGCAAAGGCAGAAAAGUUUCUCGAUGUCUCUACUGCACGUCGCAUGCGAAUCUUCAAGGCCUCGAAGUUCGAUCUAUUUUGGAACGGGUCGCAUCUUGAUUUUUGGGUACAUUAA